Molecule: messenger RNA, 975 nt
Organism: Amphibalanus amphitrite
Lineage: Eukaryota; Metazoa; Arthropoda; Thecostraca; Balanomorpha; Balanidae
Gene: Hsf
Product: heat shock factor protein-like
Exons: 7
Biological process (GO): regulation of DNA-templated transcription
Molecular function (GO): DNA-binding transcription factor activity; sequence-specific DNA binding
Source: RefSeq, a predicted model, not a curated record
GGAUGGUGGCUUUUAUUUUAGCUUCUCCGCCGACUGCGGGGAGCGCCGUCGCCGAGCUUUACAGGACCGUUUAUUACUAUUGGAACAUAUGAAAACUGAAAGCGGCAGCGAGCUUGAGCAGUCCACAAUGCAUCAGGCCGUCAGCUCCAGCGUGCCGGCCUUCCUGGCCAAGCUCUGGGCGAUGGUCAACGAGGAGAACACCGACUCGGUCAUUGGCUGGACUGAGUGCAAUAAGUCGUUCUACAUUCGAAAUCAGGCCGUCUUUGCCAUGGAGCUCCUGCCCGUCUAUUACAAGCACAACAACAUGGCCAGCUUCGUCAGACAACUGAACAUGUACGGGUUCCGGAAGGUGCUGUCCCCAAUGGCCGGCUCCCUGAGGAACGAGUCCGACGAGAUGAUCUUCGCGCACCCUGACUUUGUCAAGGACGAGCCCUGGGGCCUGGAGAACAUCAAACGCAAGAUUCCGCACCACAAGGACCUGCCGGCCGCCUCCGGCGAGCUGAUUGCCCGGCUCUACAGCGAGGUGAAGUCGAUGAAGAGCAAGCAGGACUCGCUGGACAGCCACCUGAGCAAGAUGAAGCGCGAGAACGAGUCGCUCUGGCGCGAGGUGCUGGUGCUGAGACAGAAGCACGCCAAACAACAGCAGAUCGUCAACAAGGUGAUCCAGUUCCUGGUGCCGUUCCUCCAGACGGGACGCGGCACCAGCUCGUUCAUGGGUCUGAAGCGCAAGCAGCUGCCGAUGCUGGAGGACAGCGGCGGCGGCCCGUCCGCCAAGGCGCCCCGGCUCACCCGCACCUACUCCAUGGACGAAAACAUGGCCGCCUCCAUCGACAACCGAUCGAUAGCGUCGAGUGCCUGCUCUCCCGGGCCGGUCAUCCACGAGGUCACCGACGUGACCUCACCAGUGGCCUCCAACGGCGCCGGCACCUCCACCACCCAGUCGCAGGCGCUCGCCUCCUUCAGCGCUUCCCCUGG